AUGUAUGGAAAAGUUAAAAAAUAUGGUUUGGUAAAAUUAGCAAAACAAGAAAAUAUUCGUCGUCAGAUAGCUAAUAUUAUAAGUUUACCAUUAGUACCAAAAGACCAAAUUAAUCAUUGUAUGGAAGUAAUAAUUGAUGAACUAUGUAAUGCUGAUUCAAAAUUUGAUAAAUUAACAGAUUAUAUUUUAAAUAAUUAUACUGAAGAUGCUCGUUUUUCAUUUGAUAUGUGGAAUCAUUUUGACUCAAUUGAUGAACGACCGCGUACAAAUAAUCACGUAGAAGGUUAUCAUAGACAACUAAAUGCACGCGUGCGAACGAAUCUGGAUCUCUGGACAUGGACUGAUGGAGUUCGUUCAUCCGAAGAAUCUGUUAUGUAUCGUUAUGAACAAGAACAAGCUCAAAAACGUACAACAAGACCACGAAAAAUAAAAAACAUACGUGAUGAUUUGAGCUUAAAUUAG
This is a messenger RNA of Didymodactylos carnosus, 462 nucleotides long. The record is from the annotation of a GenBank genome assembly. Lineage: Eukaryota; Metazoa; Rotifera; Eurotatoria; Philodinida; Philodinidae.